AUGCACUCGAUAGCACAGAAUCAAUUCGGAGGAAGCGUACUGGAGGAUCCAUAUGCUCACAUGGAUCGGUUUACUAUGCAGGUGUCCCCCGUGGUAUCUGAACAAGUAAGUCUGGAUGAUGUCAGACUAACACUUUUCCCCCACUCUUUGAGGGAUGCUGCUGAAGAGUGGUUGAGGGCUCAACCUCAACAGAGUAUAAUUUCUUGGGAUGAUCUAGCCAAGAAGUUCUCAGAAAAGUUUUUUCCUAGCUCUCGCAUGAGGCAACUGAAGCAUGACAUCAAUACUUUCUAUCAAAAGGAAUCAGAGAAUCUUUAUGAUGUAUGGGAAAGGUUCAAGGGACUUCUUAGAAAGUGUUCAGGCCACAAUUUGAAAGAAUCAGCACAGGUAGACAGGUUCUAUGCAGCUCUCAACAGAGAUACAAGAGUCAAGUUGGACCUUGCGGGCAAGAAUGGAGCUUUUGAUCAUCUGUCAACUAAGGAUUCUCUUGAAAUCAUCAACAAUUUGGCUGAAAGGGAAGCCCACUCUAGCUAUGAUAGAUGCAACAGGGGCAGUGUCAAUGAAAUUCAGGCAUAUGAUAAUGUAAUGGCGUCUAACAAGGCACUUUCAGAUAAAAUGGAUGCCAUGUUCAAGAGGAUGGAUGAUCGCAAGAUGAACACUGAGAAGGAGGCAAUGGAUGAAGAGAUCAAGUAUCUGAGAAGCUCUAGGCAUGAUCCUCCUACUGGUACAUACAACCCCAGUUGGGCCAAUCAUCCUAGUUUGUCUUACAGAAAUCAAGAUGGAUAUGCACAGCAAGGAAAUUCUAAGCAGUACUCCAAUCCACAAAGGGGACAAUAUCAGGAUCAGAGGCAACAACCUCAACAGGAUCAAAACUCUGGGAAAAGGAGCUUGGAAGACAUUGUGGGGAAACUAGCUCAGACCACUGAGUCCUUCAUGACUGAAACCAGAAAUACCAACAAAAAUCAUGAGGCUUCCCUCAGGAAUUUGGAGAAUCAGAUGGGUCAGAUUGCCAAACAGCUUUCAGAAAGGAGUCCAGGUAAGUUACCUUCUGACACUAUUGAGAAUCAAGCUAAUCUUUCUGCUAUAACUACUAGGAGUGGUAAAAUUUUGAAAGAUGCUGAAAGAAAGAUAGUAAAAAAGAGGGGUGAUGAAGUAGAAAAACCUAAGGAAGAGAAUAGGGAAGUGAGUGAGAAGAAAACAAUUAAUGAUAAAUCUGAAGAAAAUAAAGAUAAAGAAAGCACUACUUUCCCCAAUGACAAGAGUUGCUGCAAGGUACCUUUUCCAAAAGCUUUAGUGAAAAAGAAUUUAGAAAAGCAAUUUUCUAAAUUUCUUGAGGUUUUCAAAAAGUUACAAAUAAAUAUUCCUUUUUCUGAAGCUUUGGAACAGAUGCCUACAUACUCUAAAUUCAUGAAAGAGAUACUCUCUAGGAGAAGAAAGCUGAGUGAGGUAGAUGAGACCAUAAUGAUGAGUGAAGAGUGUAGUGCUAUCUUGCAAAGGAAACUUCCACAGAAAAUGAAAGAUCCUGGAAGUUUCACACUUCCUGUGGAAAUUGAAGGUCUACCUGCUGCUAAGGCUCUCUGUGAUUUAGGAGCAAGCAUUAAUUUGAUGCCUCUUAGGUUGGGUUUAGGAGAGGUCACUCCUACCAUGAUCAACCUACAACUAGCUGAUAGGUCACUCAAAACUCCUUAUGGGAUCAUAGAGGAUGUUCUUGUUAGGGUAGACAAAUUUAUUUUCCCUGUGGAUUUUGUCAUAUUAGAUAUGGAAGAAGAUACUAGAAUACCUCUCAUCCUAGGAAGACCCUUUUUAGCAACUGGUAAUGCAAAAAUUAAUGUGAGGAAGGGAAUUCUUUCUUUGAAAGUAGGAGAAGAAAAAGUGAGGUUUAAUGUUUUUGAGUCGUUGAAACAUAGGAAUGAUGAGAAUAUCUUUAGUGUUGAGGUAGUGGAUGAGUUUGUUUGA
Molecule: messenger RNA, 1953 nt
Organism: Lotus japonicus
Lineage: Eukaryota; Viridiplantae; Streptophyta; Magnoliopsida; Fabales; Fabaceae
Exons: 2
Coding region: 1-1953 (650 amino acids)
Source: RefSeq, a predicted model, not a curated record